Callithrix jacchus (white-tufted-ear marmoset) is the source of this 3004-nucleotide messenger RNA. It is a transcript of the gene PPP1R15A, whose product is annotated as protein phosphatase 1 regulatory subunit 15A. Gene Ontology annotation, cellular component: endoplasmic reticulum; protein phosphatase type 1 complex. Lineage: Eukaryota; Metazoa; Chordata; Mammalia; Primates; Cebidae. Gene Ontology annotation, biological process: response to endoplasmic reticulum stress. Gene Ontology annotation, molecular function: protein phosphatase regulator activity. The record is from RefSeq and is a predicted model, not a curated record.
UGGGAAGGCAUCUGCCCUGAGCUAAGAGAACUGGCCCGCUGCUGAAGCAGGACCAUGCAUUUGAUUGACAGUUCGCUUAUUUGGGAGGCGUGGUCACGAUCGGAAACUCCGCCGUGACGUCACAAAGUUGGAAUCUCCGCGAGAAGUCCUGUCUUACUUUCACUUCCCACCCUUCGGGGUGUGCUCUCGAAACCCCGCCUCUCCCCGUGACGUCACACGUCGGGGCGCGGUAGACUAUAAAAUCUUCGCGGACGCUUUUCGCGUUCAUUGUGUUGGUUCCUACCCUAGUUGUUGUUCACGUGCGAGAAGUCGCACGACCCUGCGCCCGCUUGUCGCCCCCGCGCUUGAGGCAGCCAUAGAUAUUCUGUGUUCCUGGACCCCAACCUCUGAGGGUGAGAUGAACGCGCUGGCCUUCCUAGCCGUCCGGACCUGGGAUCGCUUCUGGCAGCCCGAGCCGGCCCUCCUACCCCCGGGGUGACGCGCAGUCCCCAGCCGCCCAGACACAUGGCCCCAGGCCAAGCACCCCAUCAGGCUGCCGGCUGGAGGGAUGCCCAUCCUUUCUUCCUCCUGUCCCCACUGAUGGGCUUCCUCAGCUGGGCCUGGAGCCGCCUGAGGGGCCCGGGACCUCCAGAGCCCUGGCUGGUAGAAGCAGUCAAGGGAGCAGAAGCUGGCCUGGAGGGAGAAGCUGAGACUCCUCUGACAACCCCCGCUACCCUUUGGGACAGAUACUCUGAAGAGGAGGCUGAAGACAGUGGAGGCCCUGAAGGGGACAGAGAAGCGAUGGGCCUGAAAACCAGCACUUCCCUUCCUGAAGCCUGGGGACUUUCAGAUGAUGACGAUGACAAGUAUAGUGAGCGAGAAGCAACCAGUGUCCCUAGAGGGCAGGGAAGUCAAUUAGCAGAUGGCCAGCGUGCUCCCCUGUCUCCCAGCCUCCUGAUAAGGACCCUGCAAGGUUCCGAUAAGAACCCAGGGGAGGAGAAAGCCGAGGAAGAGGGAGUUGCUGAAGAUGAGGGAGUCAACAGUUUCUCUUAUCCUCCGUCACACCGGGAGUGUUCAGCAGUAGAGGAGGAGGACGAAGAAGCUUGCAGAGCCUCUACUGCCCUGUCUCCAGGAUCCAAGCCCAGCGCUUGGGUGUCUUGCCCAGGGGAAGAAGAGAAUCAAGCCACGGAGGACGACGGAAGAACAGAAAAAAGUCAAGGAGCCAGGAAGACCCCCGUGUCACCCCCAUCUUCAGGCUCUAACCCCACGGCCUGGGAGUAUCAUUCAGGAGAGACAUCCGAGGAGAAGGAAAAGGCACACGAAGGAGCUGGGAAAGGAAAAGCUGCCCCAGGGCCACACUCCUCAGCCCCAGCUCAGAGGCCCCAGCUCAGGGCUUGGCCGUGCCAACCCACUGAUGAAGAGGAAGGUGAGGUUAAGGCUUUGGGGGCAGCUGAGAAGGAUGGAGGAGCUGAUCCUCCCUGCAUCCCUGCCACAAGUGCCUUCCCGAAGGCCUGGGUAUAUCAGCCAGGAGAGGACACAGAGGAAGAGGAAGAGAAGGCGGAAGAUGAGGACAGUGAUACGGGAUCAGCUGAGGACAGGGGAGAAGCUGAGACUUCCGCUUCCACAUCCCCUUCAAGUGCUUUCUUGAAGGUCUGGGUGUAUGGGCCAGGAGAGGACACAGAGGAAGAGGAAGGUGAGGAAGAAGAUAAGGACAGUGACUCUGGAUCAGAUGAAGAGGGAGGAGCUGAGGGUUCCUCUUCCACUCCUGCUACAGGUACCUUCUUGAAGUCCUGGGUGUUUCAGCCAGAAGAGGACACAGAGGAGGAAGAUGAGGACAGUGAUACGGGAUCAGCUGAGGACGAGGGAGAAGCUGAGAAUUCCGCUUCCACACCCCCUGCAAGUGCCUUCCUGAAGUCCUGGGUGUAUCAGCCAGGAGAGGACACAGAAGAGGAAGAUGAGGAUGAGGGAGAAGCUGAGAAUUCCGCUUCCACACCCCCUGCAAGUGCCUUCCUGAAGUCCUGGGUGUAUCAGCCAGGAGAGGACACAGAAGAGGAAGAUGAGGAUGAGGGAGAAGCUGAGAAUUCUGCUUCCACACCCCCUGCAAGUGCCUUCCUGAAGUCCUGGGUGUAUCGGCCAGGAGAGGACACAGAGGAGGAAGAUGAGGAUGAGGGAGAAGCUGAGACUUCCGCUUCCACACCCCCUGCAAGUGCCUUCCUGAAGUCCUGGGUGUAUCGGCCAGGAGAGAACACAGAGGAGGAAGAUGAGGAUGAGGACAGUGAGGAUAAGGAAGAUGAUUCAGAAGCAGCUGUGGGAGAAACUGAGUCAAACCCACAUCCAUCCCACCCAGCCCAGAGUGCCCGCUUCAGAGACUGGGUAUAUCAACCUGGGAAGGAGACAGAGGAAGAGGAAGCUACUGAGUACUGGGGAGAAGCUGAGCCCUGCCCCUUCCGAGUGGCCAUCUAUGUACCCGGAGAGAAGUCACCGCCUCCCUGGGCUCUUCCUGGGCUACCCCACCGACUGCAGAGGCGGCUCAAGCACCCAGAAUCACCGACCCGAGAUCCGGACCCUGAGACUCCCUUAAAGGCCAGAAAGGUACGCUUCUCUGAGAAGGUCACCGUCCAUCUGCUGGCUGUCUGGGCAGGGCCUGCCCACGCCGCCCGCCGGGGCCCCUGGGAACAGCUUGCCCGGGAUCGCAGCCGCUUUGCACGCCGCAUUGCCCAGGCCCAGGAGUUGCUGAGCCCCUGCCUCACCCCUGCUGCCCGGGCCAGAGCCUGGGCACGCCUCAGGAACCCACCUUUAGCCCCCAUCCCUGCCCUCACCGAGACCUUGCCUUCCUCCUCGGUCCCUUCAUCCCCAGUUCAGGCCACGCCCUUGAGCCAAGCUGUGGCCACACCCUCCCCCUCCUGUCUAGCUCCCCUGGACCUCAGUGGGAGGCGUGGCUAAGACCAACUGGUUUGCCUAUAAUUUAACUAUUUAUUUUUUCUAAGUGUGGGUUUAUAUAAGGAAUAAAGCCUUUUGAUUUGUA